AUGUACAUGUACUGUUUUUACAGUGUUAGAUCCUAAUCUUGCGGAUUAACUUGUGUAUUAUCGGUGGAGAAACCGCUUUUCAUUUUAUUUGUAUGUUUCCUUUUUGAACCUUGAUGAAAUAUGGACGGGAAACCGACAACUCCAAUUAACGACAACCCUUACAAAUUGACGCAUCUUCAAAAAAGUGAGUAUCUGAUCAUAUUUCUUUUGGUGGCCGUUAUCGCGAUCGUUAUAACUCUUGCUAUUGCGUGGGUAGUUUGGAAACGAUGGUGUGGCGAAGAACUGAAAAGAGCAAGAGAAGACAGAGAAAAUGGAUUUGAAGCAGCAACAGAAUUUGAACACGCUUCUACACCAAUUCAUUACUCGAGACCAAUGAUGUCUAACCUACGACGAUUAAGCAGUAGCAACAGCAGGAGUGAAAGUAUAUCCUCAUUACCACGCUACAGUGAUUUAAAUCCAAACUUUUGGCAAAGCAUACACCAACGAUCGGUGGAACCAUCUGCACCCGCUUUAGAAAGUUUCCGAGGGCCUUCAACUGUACCUGCCAGCAGUUUGGAAACAGUUUCGUCGGAGAUGGGAAGGCAAUCAGAAGCAACAAAUUCCACUGCAUCAAGAUUGCCUUCUUAUGAAACUAUUAUGAGAGACCAUCAAUGAAAAUGAGCAAUCAUGCUGCCAUUUCGAAAAUACCGACAUAUGUCGCUAAACAAACGCCGAUAGAACGAUAUUUUGACGAGUCUAACAGACAGACUCGUCCUACAAUCUCGUUAACGGGCAUUUAAAUCCAUUUUUGAGUUCUUUUUAACUCUUCUUAUUCAAAUUGUGUAUUAUAUUACCAGAGAUUGAAGUUAUUUUUUGUUGCUUUUCUACACUGUGACUAUACUAUUACAUAUGUUGCCCUAUAUAUAACAUUUCGAAUAUUGUUUUUGUUCAUCUUAUUUUUAUGGAGUGUGUAAAGAAGAGUCAACGCGUCAGCUAAAAAUAAAUGCUUAAAACAUGAAGAAGUAUAAUUA
Styela clava is the source of this 1010-nucleotide messenger RNA. RefSeq lists its product as uncharacterized. The record is from RefSeq and is a predicted model, not a curated record. NCBI's taxonomy places the organism in Eukaryota, Metazoa, Chordata, Ascidiacea, Stolidobranchia, Styelidae.